ACAACAGCAGAUGGAACGACUGUCAUAUCCCAGCCACAAGUGGUCGCCACUGCUGGUGGCGCUGGUGGUCUUCAAGUUCUCCAAGUUAUUCAACCGACUACAGUUCAGACAUCUGCUUCUGUCAACGCAGCGUCAGGUGUUGGUGUUGCAAAUGCCUCGUCUCCAGUUUCGGGGGUGAAUGCAGCUGGACAUGCACAUGAUGCCAAUGGGGCUGUUCAACGAGUCACUGCACAAACACUUCAAAUUCAG
Molecule: messenger RNA, 249 nt
Organism: Protopolystoma xenopodis
Lineage: Eukaryota; Metazoa; Platyhelminthes; Monogenea; Polystomatidea; Polystomatidae
Source: the annotation of a GenBank genome assembly